GUCAGGCUCAACGGAGACGUGCCCGCAGCUGACAUUCCAUCCUGCUUCUCCCCCGCUAGGCCUGAUUUGAGUCUAGCAAACAACUCAUCUGAGUUCCCAGAAGAGAACCAAGAUUUAAGUUCCCAAAUUAGUUACAUCAUCUAAAAUACAAUUCCCACUGCAUCUCCAGGCUAUGGCUCUCGGGAACAAGAUAACUCGUGGGAGAUAAGGAAGAAGAGGCCUCAGGACUGGGGGUGCCUUCUCAGUUUAAAGAGCGUUUGCCAGAGGCCUUUGUCCAGAGCCUCAGGACAGAGGGAAGUCACAGAACAGAUUUCCCAAGAGCAGCAGAAAAUGAUCACCUCACAGAUAUCGUUUGAGGACGUGGCUGUGGACUUCACGUUGGAGGAGUGGCAGCUACUAGACCCUGCUCAAAAGAACCUGUACAGAGACGUGAUGCGGGAGAACUACAGCAACCUGGUGUUCUUGGGUUAUCAAAUUUUCAAACCUGAUGCAGUUUUGAAGCUGGAGCAAGAAGGGCCGUGGAUAAUGGGUGAAGAAACCCUAAGUCAGAACUUUCCAGAAGAAGUCUGGCUAGAUAAUAAUCUCAAAAUGUGGCACCAAGAUAAUCAAGACAAACUUAAAAGUAUGGAGAGAGGCCAUGAAUAUGAUGUUUUUGGGAAAAUAUUUCAUUCAAGCACUAACUUUGUUCAUUUAGGAAUGAGACUCCAUAAAUGUGGCACAGGUGAAAAAAGUUUGAAACAUCCUUUUGAUUUUCUUAUUCCAAAAAAUAACUGUGGAAGAAAGAAACGUGAUGAGCUCAAUAAGAAAUUAUUAGUCUAUAUCAAACCAGAUAGACCCCACAGUGGAAUAAAAUACUGUGAUUACAACAAAUGUAGAAAAGCCAGCAGUAAGGAGUCGUGGCUCAUUACAAACCGGAUAACACAAACAGGAGUCUGUUUAUGCAUGGAAUGUGGCAAAGUUUUUAACAAGAAGUCACAGCUCAUUAUACAUCAGAGAACUCACACGGGGGAGAAGCCCUAUGGAUGCAGCGAAUGUGGGAAAGCCUUCUCCCAGAAGUCCUUGCUCACUAUUCACCAAAGGACUCAUUCGGGAGAAAAGCCAUAUGGGUGUGGUGAGUGUCAAAAAGCUUUCAGUAGGAAGUCACUGCUCAUUUUACAUCAGAGAAUUCACACAGGAGAGAAGCCCUACGGAUGCAGCGAAUGUGGGAAAGCCUUCAGCAGGAAGUCACAGCUUAAAAGACACCAGAUAACUCACACGAUAGAGAAACCCUACGGCUGCAGUGACUGCGGGAAAGCUUUCUCUCAGAAAUUAAAGCUCAUUACACAUCAGAGAAUGCACACAGGAGAGAAACCCUAUGAAUGUGCUGAUUGUGGAAAAGCCUUCUUCUGGAAGUCGCAGCUGGUCACUCAUCAGAGGACUCACACGGGGAAGAAACCUUAUGCGUGUAGUGAGUGUACAAAAGCCUUCAGCAGGAACUCACUCCUCAUUAGGCAUCAGAGGAUUCACACAGGAGAGAAACCCUAUGAAUGCAAUGAGUGUGGUGAAGCCUUCAUCAGAAAACCGCAACUUAUUAAACAUCAAAUAACUCAUACAGGAGAGAAGAACUAUCAAUGCAGUGAUUGUGAAGAAGCCUUCUUUAAGAAGUCGGAGCUAAUUAGACAUCAGAAAACCCAUUUAGGAGAGAAACCCUAUGGAUGUGUUGAAUGUGGGAAAACCUUCUUUGGGAAGUCACAGCUCCUAACACAUCAGAGAACCCACACUGGAGAGAAACCUUAUGAAUGCAGUGAAUGUGGGAAAGCCUUCACCCAGAAGUCAAGCCUGAUAUCCCAUCAGAGGACACACACAGGGGAGAAACCCUAUGAGUGCAGUGAAUGUGGGAAGACCUUCAGUGAGAAGUCAAGCCUCAUUCAUCAUCAGAGAACCCAUACUGGAGAAAAACCCUUCGAAUGUAGUGAAUGUAGGAAAGCUUUUGCCUGGAAGCCACAGCUUCUUAGGCAUCAGAGAAUUCACACAGGGGAGAAGCCCUAUGAGUGCAGUGAGUGUGGGAAAGCCUUUGUUCAGAAAGUGCAGCUCAUUAAGCAUCAGAGGAAUCAUACAGGAGAGAAAACCUACGGAUGCAGUGAUUGUGCCAAAGCUUUCUUUGAGAAGGCACAGCUCAUUAUACAUCAGAGGAUUCACACGGGAGAGAGACCCUAUAAAUGUGGGGAAUGUGGGAAGUCUUUCACUAGAAAGUCACACCUUAUGAGGCAUCAGAGAAUCCACACAGGAGAUAAAUACUAUGGAUGCCCUGAAUGUGGGACCACGUUUAACAGGAAGUCACAGCUUGCGAUCCAUCAGAGAAAUCACGCGGUGUAG
Molecule: messenger RNA, 2355 nt
Organism: Ceratotherium simum simum (southern white rhinoceros)
Lineage: Eukaryota; Metazoa; Chordata; Mammalia; Perissodactyla; Rhinocerotidae
Gene: ZNF605
Product: zinc finger protein 605
Biological process (GO): regulation of transcription by RNA polymerase II
Molecular function (GO): DNA-binding transcription factor activity, RNA polymerase II-specific; RNA polymerase II cis-regulatory region sequence-specific DNA binding
Source: RefSeq, a predicted model, not a curated record